AGCAGCGGUCAGGCAACGGAAGCUCCCAAAGCGAAGAGGACGCUGUCUGACCGGAUGAAGGAUAUGUCGAGAAAAUAUGGAUGGACAGUCACUGGCAUAUACUUGGGCUUGUCAGUACUUGACUUCCCAUUUUGCUUCUUGGCUGUGAGGUGGUUCGGUACAGAGCGCAUAGCGGGAGUGGAGCACGCAAUUGUGGAUGGCUUCUGGGGUCUUGUGGAAAAGGUCAUUCCGAGUUUGACGGAGAGGCGACUACAGAAGCAGGCUGCUGAGGCUGCUGAGGCGGCGCAAGAGGCAAGCGAUGCUGUUGCAGAAGACGCCAAGGGCAAGAAUCCAGGUCUCGGAACACAAUUACUAUUGGCGUACGGAGUGCACAAGUCGCUCAUCUUCUUCCGCAUACCCCUCACCCUCGCCAUCACACCAAAGGUGGUGAAGACCUUGCGGAGUUGGGGGUGGAAAAUCGGCAAACAGGCCACAUAA
This is a messenger RNA of Pseudocercospora fijiensis CIRAD86, 477 nucleotides long. RefSeq lists its product as uncharacterized. The annotation marks the transcript as partial. The record is from RefSeq and is a predicted model, not a curated record. Gene Ontology annotation, cellular component: mitochondrion. NCBI's taxonomy places the organism in Eukaryota, Fungi, Ascomycota, Dothideomycetes, Mycosphaerellales, Mycosphaerellaceae. The transcript is spliced from 2 exons.